GCAACAAACCGGUUGAACAGCUGGAAACAUCCGGACUGCAGAUCAAUUAGCAAUCAAUAAUUUGAUCCUUCAACUGUGGUCAGGCUGUUUGCAGUCUGUGCGCAGGUACUGGUGUUUUGUUUUCACAUCCCACACACCUUGACUUAAAUUUGACUGAAGCUUUAUUUUAAGGUACUUGCACUUUCUGCAUUCCACAACUCCAGUGCCAAAAAAGUUGGGACACUGUGUAAAGCUUAAACAAAAAAAGAAUGCAAUAAUAAAUAUAAAAAAUUAUUAUAAAAAAAAUAUAUACACUGUACAAGGACGCAGUGUUGUUUGUACUGCCCCUCUGUGACUGUUCGGGAGUUCAUCAGAGCGAAAGCCUGGGGGAAGAAAGUGUCUUUGUGACGGGUGGUUUUGGUGGACAGUGCUCUGUAGCGUCUACUGGAGGGGGGGAGUUUAAACAGAUUGGGUCAGGGGUGUGAGGGGUCUAGACAGUUUCCUGUCCCUUGACCUGUACAGGUCCUCGAUGGAGGAAAGAUCAGUACCAAUAAUCAGAUCCAAACCAGACGGUGAUGGAUGUGCAGAGAACAGACUGGAUUAUGGCUGUGUAGAACAUGAUCAGCAGUUCCUGAGGCAGGUUGAGCUUCCUGAGCUGUCGCAGGAAGUACAGCCCCUGCUGGGCCUUUUUCCGGACAGUGUCUAUGUGGGAGGUCUACUUCAAGUCCUGAGAGAUUGUGGUACCGAGAAACCUGAAGGUGUCCACAGUAGACACUGUGCUGUUGAGGACGGUGAGGCGGGGCAGCGUUGGGGGGCUUCUCCUGAGGUCCACUGUCAUCUCCACAGUCUUGAGCGGGUUCAGCUCCAGGUGGUUCUGACCACACCAGAGGACCAGCUGCUCCCCCUCCUGUCUGUAUGCAGACUCAUCACAGUCCCGGGUUAGACCGAUGACCGUGGUGUUGUCCCCAAAUUUUCACAGAAGGGUCCCCUGAGGUGCAGUCGUUGUUAUACAGGGAGAAAAGCAGUGGGGAGAGGACACACCCCUGGGGGGCGCCAAUGCUGAUGGACCGGGAGGUGGAUGUGAUGUUCCCCAGCCUCACUCGCUGCCUCCUGUCAGUCAAGAAGCUGGUAAUCCACUGACAGGUGGAGGCAGGCACCGUGAGCUGGAUGAGCUUCUUGUGGAGUAUUUCAAGGAUGAUGGUGUUGAAAGCCAAGCUGAAGUCCACAAACAGGAUCCUUGCGCAAGUCCCUGGGGAGUCGAGGUGGUGCAAAAAAAGAUAUCCACUUAUUCUGAAUUUGAUGCCUGCAACACGUUUCAAAAAAGUUGGGACAAGGCCAGCAAAAGACUGAGGAAGUUGCUGAAUGCUCACAAAAAGCCUGUUUUGAACAAUUCACAGGUAAACAGGUUAAUUAGUAACAGGUGAUAAUAUCAUGACUGAGUAUGAAAGCAGCUGGAAAGCAGCCACUUACGAUUGUUGUGAAAAGAAAAGGUGAUGUCACACGGUGGUAAACCCCUGUCCCAACCUUUUUGGAAAGUGUUGCAGGCAUCAAAUUCAGAAUAAGUGUAUACCCACAAAAAAAAAUCCACUAUAUCUUAAUAAAAAAGGUUUCUUUGUGUAAAAUAUAACAUGAAUAUUAAAUAUCAUUUCAUAUCUAGGUCAAUAAGGAUUUGCAAAUCAUUGCAUACUGUUUUUAUUUCCACCUUUUUUGGAAUAGGGCUCACACUUUGAGGCCAGGGAAUUUUAACAAAAUAAAGAAGAAAUCAGUUUGUGUUGAAGCUGAAAACCUUCAUGAAGGAUACGCUGCAGGACUGUCGUUAGACUGUGUUAGAUUAAGUGUAUAAUAAGACUUUAACUCAUGAUACUUUAAGGAAAUUUGUCUGAGAGUAUUUAUGUACAACUGUAUUUAUGUAAGCAACUACAUCUUUUACUUGUAGUGGAGUAUUUUCACAUAGUGGUCGUCAUACUUUUACUGACAUGAAGAAUUAUUACAAUUAUUAUAAGAAUACAGUGUAGCAACAGGUAAACAUGUGCAUCAGUCACACUUGACGUCCACUCUGCACAGUUACACUGAAUCUGAAAUAUAACGUUAAACAAACUGUAGGACAGAUCACUGCUCUCUCUGAUUGGCUGCUUUACACCUGGACGCAACCUAAGCUCCUCAGUGGUUUGAGUGGUUAAACAGCAGCAGGAUGAUGGUGAUUACACACCUACACACCUGCACACCUGUCAUUACCUGCAUCACACACACACACACACACACACACACACACAGGAUAUUGGAUGUUGAGGUAGUGUUGACAUUAAAGUCAGGUAAUAACUUAGUGUGUGUAUGUGUGUUUGUGUGUGUGUGUGUGUGUGUGUGUGUCCUCUCAUCAUCAUCUCAGCAGGUGACUGACAGGUGCACCACAGCAACGCUGCCUCUGGAGACACACACGCAGACAGCAGGACACUCCUCGUGCAGUUUGUCCCACUUCAGCCUCAGAGCUGAUCAGACUCUGAUGGUCUCAGAUCAGAUUUAAACCACGUCUUCAAAGAUCAAACUGAUCCCUGAUAUUGAUCACAGACUGGUUUUGGUUAAUUUGACCUUUGCACUGUUUCAUUUGAGGAGGAAAAAGACUGAACUCUUUUUUUCUUUGGCACGUAGUCGCAGUUUGUGGACAUCAGUUCGUGUUUCCACCUCGUUAAGAUGAACAGUAUGACUGAUCAGUGUCGCUCAGCGCUCCGAACUCCACCCUGAUCGUUCCAGGCUCAUUGGAAAGUUUCAACGCGCAGAGCAGGUGGACUCAGAGUCCUCCAGUGGAAACAAGCUGAUGGAUUUAUAAUAACAUUUUACAUCACACACACUCACUCAGUGUGUUCGGGAUCAGUCAGCUCACCACUGUGACUCAUCUAACUUAAACCGAGCGGAUCAUCUCUGGAGCCUGAGGUCCAACCAACCUGCUCUGUUUAUAUCAGAGUCGUCUGGUGUCUCAGGUCAGGACAACAACAUGGAGGACGUGUGAUGGCUCCACAGAGCCAGAAAAUUUGGAAGCGGGACAGAGUCAAGGUGAAGCUGAGGUGGAAGCUGCAGUAAAGACAGUAAAACAGGGCUGUGCACGACGAGUCGAAUCGGAUUCAUCUGUGAGAUACAAUUAUUGGACUAUUCGUUCUUUUCUUCUGUGCAGAGUUUGAGAUUCUGAACGGGGUUACGCUGGAUGCUUAAUGUGACAGUGAUACUCACAUAAUAUAGUAAACAAGUUAACUGUGCUAACAACUCAUUGGAAAUGUGCUACAACAUUUUUUUUGCUGACACAAGAGAUCAAACAAAAGCCAGAGACUGUCGUAUUAAGUUGCUAUGAGCUGUAAAUUCACCACCGCUAAGCAGAGGGCAGAAGGUAACACUAUCUCGGAGACUUACGUUGCAAAGCGUCUCUGGGUCUGCAGCUGCCUGUACCAAAGAGCAGUGUGAAAACAAGGAGUGCUCACUCUGCAACUAAAUCUGUGGAGAGAAACGCCCCGAGAACGUGGCACACUGACUCACGAAACAACAAAAAAACGUGACUUCAACUGAUAACUCGAAUCUCUGACUUUGAGGGAGCAGCCCUGCAGUAGAAGCUGCAGUAAAGAGGGUUUGUGUUGCUGUUUUACUUUAAUGGAUGUCAGAUGGCAACAUGACACACACUAAAAGGUCCUGGGUUGUGUUAAGGUUCAGUCGGUUCACCACAGUGACUCAUCAGUAUAACUCUGUGUGACUUUGUGGUACAGUCUGUUUAUAUUAGAGACUUCUGUCCAGGUCUGAACCUCAGACUGAACAACACCACGGAGGAGGUUUGGAGUCGUCAGUGUCUGGUUACUGAGGACAAUUAACCGAUAAGUUAAUCUUUUUUUUGGGGGAGCAAACACGCAAAUUGAAGACAUUAACUUAGGGCUCUAGAAAAUGUGACAGGCAUUUUUUUUUACUGUUUUCUGGCAUUUUGAAAUGGUAAGUCAAAGAAAAGUGGACUAUUCUGGGAUAUACUGUGACCUGAGAAUCUUCACAAACUAUUUACUGACGAUUAAUCGAUUCAGUGCAUGAUCAGCUGAUUCAUCAAUGAUGGAAGCUGUUGCUAAUUGAAAAGAUUAAGUUUGAACUUUGACAUCAUCCUGGAGGAGGCUGCGGUGAGACAACCUGCCAAUCAAACCACUUUUUUCUGGACUUUUAAUCUGAAAAUCUGCGUUCAGACUGAGAUGAGGAUGAAGUCAAUGUGCUGAGAGCAGAACUCCGAGACUUUGAUCAGAGCAGCAUCUCCCCCACGUUCCUGCAGGUCCUCAUGUAAAAGUGUCCAUCUGAGGAUGGCGGAUGCUCUGAGGACGCUGUACGGCACUCUGAUGGUUCUGUCGGGCGUGGCCUCUGUCUGUGGGAACCUCCUCCUCUUGCUGGUACUCCUCCUCAACAAGGAGCUCCGCACCGACACGCUUGGCCUCACCUUGAGCUUCAGCAUCAGCGACUUGGCACUCGGACUCUCCACCAUUCCCUUUGGGGCCUAUAACAGCCUGGUCCAGCCCUCCUGCUGCCCCAGUGAGGGCGCCUUCUGUCAGGGCAGCGGCUUCAUCUUCGUCCUCCUGCAGACCUCCUCCAUCCACUCGCUAACCUGGGCCACUGUCGACAAGUUCACCGAAAUCUGCUUCGCCCUCAGCUACGGCACCAUCUGGACAGCCAGGCGGAGCAGGGUGGUGCUGGUCUUGAUCUGGUUGUUCUGCCUGGUGAACGCGGCCCUGCCACUGCUGGGCUUCGGCAGCUACAUCUACAGCGAGUCGCGUUUCCUCUGCUGCCCGAGCUUCACCCCUGAAAACAAAUGCUUUGUGGUGCUGUGGAUGUUGGUGGGCAUCGUGGUGCCAAUCCUCACCAUGUGCUCUCUGUAUGGGUACAUCGUGUACGUGGCCAGGAAACAGGCCAGGAGGGGAACAUUCAUGUGCAACGACCUCCAUUGCUACUACGUCCCUGCCAACAAUUACCUGAGAAGCUCCAUCGUGAUGGUCACAACAUCAGUGUGUUUGCUGGUGUGCUGGCUGCCCUUCAUCUCAGUGUGUUUGUACGAGACAUUCAGUGGUCAGCAGAGUCCAGCUGUGACCUCUGCCCUCUCCGCAUGGCUGGUCCUGACCAGCGCUGCCCUCAACCCCUGGAUCACCUGUAUGACGCAGAUUAGGUACAGGGCAGCGGUGCGUCGGAGCGUCGGCAGGUUUAUUCAAAUGUGUCUAUGUCCUGGGAUGCCUCUGGUGUCCCGCCCCCAGAGCUUCACCCUCCACCUGGACACAACCAAUCGCAUCAGCACGACCACGACGACUACGGCAGCAACACACCCACCGUCAUCACCGAAAACACCAACACCACCAUGAUGACCACGUAUACACACCAGCUGUACCUGCAGAGACAAACUGUCACACUGCACCGUGGGAAAUGGAGAUCAGCCCUCCUCCUUCUUCCUCCAUCAC
Messenger RNA from Epinephelus fuscoguttatus (brown-marbled grouper), 5432 nucleotides. Its product is annotated as histamine H2 receptor. Gene Ontology annotation, biological process: G protein-coupled receptor signaling pathway. The record is from RefSeq and is a predicted model, not a curated record. Gene Ontology annotation, molecular function: G protein-coupled receptor activity. Lineage: Eukaryota; Metazoa; Chordata; Actinopteri; Perciformes; Serranidae. Bases 4293 to 5336 code for a protein of 347 amino acids. Gene Ontology annotation, cellular component: membrane. The transcript has 3 exons.